Molecule: messenger RNA, 1829 nt
Organism: Trifolium pratense (red clover)
Lineage: Eukaryota; Viridiplantae; Streptophyta; Magnoliopsida; Fabales; Fabaceae
Exons: 2
Coding region: 23-1801 (592 amino acids)
Molecular function (GO): nucleic acid binding; RNA-DNA hybrid ribonuclease activity
Source: RefSeq, a predicted model, not a curated record
ACAGGAGGACCUUUCCGGUAUUAUGGGAGUGAAGCAUGUUAUGGGCACGGGCACAUACCUUGGGCUACCAUCGAUGGUGGGGAGGAGUAAAAAAGCUACAUUUGGUUAUAUUAAAGAUAGAAUUUGGAAGAAAAUCAACUCAUGGCGGGGGAGAGCACUAUCAAAAGCGGGGAUCCGAUGGCUCGCCUGGGAUAGAUUGGCUAGGCCAAAAUCUGAAGGAGGUUUGGGUUUCCGUAAUUUUCAAGCUUUCAAUAUGUCAAUGGUUGCAAAACAGGCUUGGAACUUUGUGGCGAAGCCGCAUACAUUGGUGGCUAGAAUUUACAAAGCUAGGUACUUUCCUCGCUCCUCUUUAUUUGAUGCAAAAAUUGGUGAUAAUCCUAGCUUUGUUUGGAGAAGUAUUUGGAAGUCUCGUGAUGUUCUUGUGAAUGGAUGUAGGUGGAAGAUAGGAGAUGGGAGUAAGAUUAAAAUUAUGUCUGAACCGUGGUUACGUGGGGAGGACACUUUAUGGAUGCAAUCUCCUCAAACUCAGAGUAUGUACGAAUUAUAUGUUAAUAACUUAUUAUUACCGAAUGUGAAAAGGUGGGAUAUUCAUAAAAUUCGCUCUCUUUUUUCAGAAGCGGUGGCAGAAAAUAUAAUUAAAACACCUUUAUUUGAGGAAGUGAAAGAGGAUCAGGUAGUGUGGCAAUAUGAGAACCAUGGAGUCUACACAGUAAAAUCCGGAUACAGACACUACAUCAAGAAUAAGUCGGUGAAUAAUAAUUACACUUUGGAAGGCGAUUGGGGAGCUCUUUGGCGAAGCAGGGCACCCCCAAAGACAAAACACUUACUUUGGAGAGUGUGUCGUGAUUGUCUGCCAACUCGACUCCGGUUACGGGAAAGGUAUGUGCCAUGUCCAAGUGAAUGUGCAUUGUGCGUAAAUAAUACGGAGGAUGAUUGGCACGUGUUUUUUGGAUGUAGUGAGAGUAGACAAGUGUGGAAUGAAGCUGGAUUGGGUGGGGUUAUCGAUCCUAGAAUACGUCAAUAUGAUAAUGUGAAAGCUGUCUUUUUUGAUAUUUGCAGAAACGAGACAGAUGAUAUUGCAGGCAUUGUUGCUACAAUUGCUUGGAGCAUAUGGCAUAACCGAAACAAUUGGGUGUGGAACGGCGUCAAAGACACGGCGAAGGGUGUUGCGACAACUGCUGCUCAUUUAAUUGGAGAAUGGCGUGCUGUUCAUGUGAUACAGCAGCAACAUAGCGCGACUGCCGCUGUUUUAACACAGUCCCGCAUAUCUGACACAGGUGCAGCAAGCUCUCCUCCUAUCAUUGCUGCAGAUCCUUUGCGUUGGCAGCGUCCUCGCGAUGGGUGGUGGAAGUGUAAUGUCGAUGCAAGUUUUUCACAAGCCUCCGGUCAAACGGGAUGGGGUUGGUGUAUCCGCAAUUCACAAGGUGUGUUUGUUGCAGCAGGUACAAAUAUGAGUAUGCAUAAACUUGCUAUAGUUGAAGGUGAAGCCAUGGCUAUCUUGGAGGCUAUGCGUCAGGCCACUUCAAGAGGUUGGUCCAACAUUGUGUUCGAAAGCGACUCCAAAGUUGUGGUUGAUGCAAUACAAGCCAAUCAUCAUGGUAUUGCAGAGUUGAGUUCUAUUAUUUUAUCUAUUAAGCUAUUGUUACAAUGUAAUUCGAACUUUGAGAUCAAGUUCACUAAGCGACAAGCGAACAUGGCGGCUCACACUUUAGCUAGGGCGGCCAUUUCAUGGUCUAGUCGCAUGUUCUUUCACUAUGUUCCUCGUUGUAUUGAACCUUUUAUUAUUAAUGAAAUGAGUUGAUUGUGUUUGCUUCAAAAAAAAAAAAAAA